Messenger RNA from Magallana angulata, 1786 nucleotides. RefSeq lists its product as uncharacterized. The transcript has 12 exons. Bases 1 to 1404 code for a protein of 467 amino acids. Gene Ontology annotation, biological process: protein phosphorylation. Lineage: Eukaryota; Metazoa; Mollusca; Bivalvia; Ostreida; Ostreidae. Gene Ontology annotation, molecular function: ATP binding; protein kinase activity. The record is from RefSeq and is a predicted model, not a curated record.
AUGUCACAAUGUACAGAAUGUAGCAACACCGGUGAAAAUGGAUCAGGGGAGACAAAUAGUGUCUCCAAAGGAGACAGAUAUACGAAUAGUGGGGCCAUUCCCUCUGGGACUGGGGACCAUGGCCAGCCCGUCCAGAACAGACAGAUAAAAUCCCUGCAGUUUUCUGAACCCAGUAAAGACCCCCUCACCAGUCAGAUUGACAAUUUGUCUCCAACUACGAGAGGGAAAGUUCAGGUCAUUAUAGAGAGCCUCAGUAACCAUUCAGCUGUUGUUGUGGAGGAUGAGAAAGGGCGCCCAUCUCUACAAUAUAACCAAAAACAAAAACUCUACUGGGAUGCGUCAAAUGCAAACAAAAUUGCAGUUCCAAAGUCAGAGCAAGACAUCAAAGCCAAAACUGAAGUGUGUCUAGAAAUGUUGGAAUAUUUAAAGCUAGAAAAAGCCCCAUCAGGAGUUGUUCUCAACAAAUUAGAGAUUCACACAGAAAGAGGACAGUACAGAGAAAAUAUAGAAUUUGAGAAGACAAAGGAAGUGCUUGGCAGAGGCAAUUCUGCUGGAGAUAUUGUUGUCAUUAAAGACAAAGUCACAGGGAAUGAGCAUGCUCAGAAAACAAUAAUGAUCUCAGUUUUCCGUCCAGAGGAAAUCAGAGCGUGGGUGGAUCUGAGCAUGGAGGGAGUAAGUCCGGAGCUGUACAUGUUCCGACUGGACGGAAAUAAAGUGGUUGUGCACAUGGAAAAAUUAGACAAUGCGGUCACUCUUAAUGAUGUGAUAAACAAGCACAUAGACACUCUCAGACAGACCAAUGCUGCUCUACUGAAACCAUUCUCUCUGAGUGUAUUCCAUAACCUACUUGAAGUGGUACAUACAAUGCAUGAGAAAGGAUGGACACAUAGAGAUCUUCACUCUGGAAAUGUUAUGAUCCAGAAAGAGUCUGACUGUGAAGUGAAAGUGAAAGUCUUGGACUUUGGAAAUGCUGGUAGGAUAGACAGUAAGGGCGGACUCAGUGGAAUUAAAUCAGAUGUCGUCAAUGCUCUGAGAACAUUCAGUGCUUUAUAUCUUGGAGAAGAGUUUCAAAGCCAGCUGGAUCUAGAACAGAACUGGAAACAGAGAGUGUUAGAAAGAAUGCAAGGUUUAGAUGAUAAAGAAAAAGGGGAAAUGUUUUGUCUAUUUGAAAGUGCCUUAAGAGUGCUGUCAGCAGAUGAUAUCAUGAAUUUGAAGCAGACAGUGGAAGACAUUGCUGAACUAGACUCAGUCACAGAAGUGAUGAAGGAAGUAGUGCCAAUUCUUUUCCCUGAAGAAUUCGCCCAGAAUGAAGAAUCGGGCAGUGAUGAAGAUGCUGUUGAUUUUUCCCCUCCGAUUAAAAGUAUCAUACAGAGGCUUAGAAGAUCCAUUAUGAUUGGAUGCUGAAAAAACUAUUUAAACAGAAUACAGUGAUAUGAUUGGAUAAUGAAAAAGAGGCAGACUUUUUAACCUAUCAGAUUUUAUAAAAACAGUUUCAUUGGCUACUUACCUUUUGUUUAGUAUCGCUCUUUGCAUGAUUAUUUUUAAAAGUUUGCUUGAUUUGGUCUGAAAACUGGCAGCAGAUGAAUUUGAAGUGAUCCACUUUUUAAUCAAAAUUUAUUAUUGAGUCUCAUUCAUCAAUCCCCUCAGUAUUGUCUGUUUUUGGAAUGUCUCUUUAUCUUUAUAUAUAUAAGUUGUAUUCAUCAAUAAGUCAUUGUUAACUAGUCUUAAUUUGUUUAAAUGGAAAUAUGUGUAUUCAAAACUGCAAUCAUCAAAGUUGUUUUUUAAA